Messenger RNA from Lolium rigidum, 1907 nucleotides. RefSeq names its product probable carboxylesterase 16. The record is from RefSeq and is a predicted model, not a curated record. The transcript has 2 exons. Gene Ontology annotation, molecular function: hydrolase activity. Bases 455 to 1651 code for a protein of 398 amino acids. NCBI's taxonomy places the organism in Eukaryota, Viridiplantae, Streptophyta, Magnoliopsida, Poales, Poaceae.
ACGCCUGCAUCCAAAAAAUUCCCCGAUUUUUCCUUGCUUGCUCCUCUCGGCUUCGGCCUCACCCACCCUCCUCCUCUCGAUUCUUCGCUUCUCUUUCCCGUACGCUGCUGCUCCUGCUGCCAUCAUCAUCAUCCCUUGCAGAUAGCCACCCUGCCAAUCACGCUUGUUUCUCCUACCCUCUGCUCUUUUUUCGUUCCCCCAACCACUCCAACAUCGCGCCACCCGAUCCAAUCCAAUCCAAUCUAAUCCAGCCCCAUUCGCCCUUCGUUCGCCCUACGAUUUCAUCUGUGCACCAGCUACAGCAGCUCCAAUCCCCUUCCCCGAAUCUCUGCUGAUCGACUCGACGGAGGCGGGAUUUGCGGUUGCAGAUCCGGCCGGCGGCGCGCGUGUCGGGAGGAUCCAUCCACCCACCCCGUCUGCUUCUCUGAUGCGCCGAUCCGGGCGGCGGUGAGCCAUGCCGAGCGUCGGCGUGAAGAUCUACAGCGUCUUCUUCAAGCUGCUCCUGCGCCACCGCCUCCAGUCCCUCACCGCCGCUCCCCCCUCCCCCGACGCCUUCGGGGUCUCCUGCCGCGCCGACGAGGCCACGGCGCCCGCCAACCCGGCCUUCUCCGCGGCCGACGGCGUCGCGUCCAAGGACCUCCACAUCGACCCCAACUCCGCGCUCGCCGUCCGCGUCUUCCUCCCCACCCCUCCGCCCGCGCCGCACCUCCUCCACCCGCGCCGCGCCAGCGACCCGCCCGCGGGGGCCGCGGCCGCGCCCUACAGGGGCUACCUCCCGCACGCCGUCUCCGCCGCCUCCGCGCGCCGCAGGCUGCCCAUCGUCGUGCAGUUCCACGGCGGGGGAUUCGUCACGGGCAGCAACUGCUCCGCCUCCAACGACGCCUUCUGCAGGCGGGUCGCCAAGUUCUGCGACGCCAUAGUUGUUGCCGUGGGCUACAGGCUCGCGCCCGAGAGCCGCUACCCUGCCGCGUUCGAUGACGGGGUCAGGGUGCUCCGGUGGAUCGCCAAGCAGGCCAACCUCGCCAUGAUGAGCAAGGUCGGGGGUGGGGUGGAUACCUUCGGUGCCUCCUCCGUUGAGCCAUGGAUCGCUGCACAUGGUGAUCCCGCAAGAUGUGUCCUACUUGGUGUAAGCAGUGGUGCCAAUAUUGCUGAUUUUGUCACUCGGAAGACAGUGGAAGAUUCAAAGCUAUUUGACCCUGUCAAGAUCGUAGCACAGGUUCUGAUGUAUCCCUUCUUCAUAGGAAGUGUUCCAACACACUCGGAAAUAAGGCUUGCGAACUCAUACUUCUACGACAAAUCCACAUGCUUACUUGCUUGGAGAUUACUUCUAUCAGAGAAAGAGUUCAGCCUGGACCAUCCUGCUGCCAACCCCCUUGCCCCUGGCAGAGGAGGCCCACCACUCAAAUGCAUGCCUCCGACCUUGACGAUCAUUGCGGAACAUGACUGGAUGAGGGAUAGAGCAAUUGCUUACUCGGAGGAACUCCGCAAGGUAAAUGUGGAUGCGCCAGUGCUCGACUACAAAGAUACAGUUCACGAGUUUGCGACGCUUGAUGUGUUUCUGAAGACACCACAGGCCCAGGCCUGUGCUGAGGACAUUGCCAUAUGGAUGAAGAAAUACAUAUCCCUCAGAGGGCAUGAGUUCUCAUAUUAGCCUUAGCAAAGAUCAGCAUUGUGAAAUAGACUCUUACAGGGAAGGAUAGAUGUGUUCUUGUUCACCUGGUGAUGGGAGGCACCGCAAGUUAAAACGUGAAGAACCAAUUAGCGUAAUGUGAGUGCUGAGUACCUUCCCCCUUUAUUGAUGAUCUUUGUGGAAGAAUGUAGUGUGCAAAUUGUAGACUGAACUCAAAGACGAUGCUCUUACGCCUUGUAGAGCUUAAUUCUUUCAUUCCUUUUGUACCCUUUGUGAA